CCCUUUUCCUUGAUUCGCUACGCUUUCUACCAUUUGCUUGUUCUUUCAUUCGCCAACGUCUGGUUGCCUCCAACGACACAACUCAAGUUCAUUGAAUUGAUGGGAAUAAAUUAAACCACCAAAAUGUCUAAAACUACGGAGCAAAAAUGUAUGGAAAUCUUGAAAUCAACGGAAGAGGUGGCCGAUAAAGUUUUGGUCAACAAACAAGAAUUGGUUGCCCUAGACAAACGCCGUCAACAAAAUCGUGAAGCCAUACGAGAGCUGGAGAAAAAUACUGACAACUCGGAAAAGAAAGUGUGGACCACAAUUGGCAGCAUGUUGGUUAAGAUGGACAGAGCAAAGGCUUUGGAAUUGUUGAAAAAAGAUCAACAACAAAUCGAGCGAGAAAUACAAAUUCUACAAUCGGAUCAAAAGAUAUUGGUAAACAAACAUCGUGAUUUGGAACAUUUCAAUCCGUAUACUGGCACCCAUCUGAAACCGUUGGACCCCAAAGAGUUUAGUGCGCUCAAAGCAAAUUUGCCAAUGCUGUAGAAAAUAGGUGAAAUAGAAUUAAUUCAAAUUUAAUAAAAAAA
Musca domestica (house fly) is the source of this 572-nucleotide messenger RNA. RefSeq lists its product as uncharacterized. Gene Ontology annotation, biological process: protein folding. The record is from RefSeq and is a predicted model, not a curated record. Gene Ontology annotation, cellular component: prefoldin complex. The transcript has 4 exons. Bases 124 to 531 code for a protein of 135 amino acids. Lineage: Eukaryota; Metazoa; Arthropoda; Insecta; Diptera; Muscidae.